Maudiozyma saulgeensis is the source of this 1944-nucleotide messenger RNA. Lineage: Eukaryota; Fungi; Ascomycota; Saccharomycetes; Saccharomycetales; Saccharomycetaceae. The record is from the annotation of a GenBank genome assembly.
AUGUACUAUUCGACACAGCUAAAAGCAAUUCUAAGCCGACAAAGAUUUUUCCAUGGAUUAUCAAGAACGACUAGUGUUAAACUUUAUAAUACCCUAACUUAUUCGAGAUGUUAUUCGUUAUUGAGUACUCCAAACUGCCAUAUCAAGGAACUUGAGCAAUUAAGUCAAAGGUUGAACCACAACGAAGAAAUAGCAGAUGCCAUUUCAAACCAGAAUGUUAUGGGUUUGCUUAAGGUUUAUAUAUCUAGUGAAUUAAGUAGAAUAUCAGGAAUAGAAGCAGAUAAAAUUUUUAAAUCAAUUCAAUGGAAUUCCAACUUAGAGGAUAGUGACCUUGUACUACCACUACCAAGGUUAGGAAAGCAGAUAGACAAGCCUAAUAUUUUAGCUGAAAAAUGGGCAAAGGCUUUCCCAACAAACGAUUAUAUCCAACAAAUAGAAUUCAAAGGUCCUUUCCUAAAGUUUUUUGUUAGUCCAAAGUUUUUGUUCAAAUCUGUUAUACCACAUAUUAAUGCUACAAGAGAAUUUUACGGUUUUCGUAAGCUUCAAUCUAAAAAGAAAGCAUUGGUUGAAUUUUCGUCACCGAAUAUUGCCAAACCCUUCCAUGCAGGACACCUAAGAUCAACAAUUAUAGGUGGAUUCUUAUCUAAUUUAUAUCAUGCUAUGGGUUGGGAAGUUAUUAGAAUGAAUUAUCUUGGAGAUUGGGGGAAACAGUUUGGCCUAUUAGCAGUAGGUUAUUAUAAAUAUGGCAACAAAGAUCUUUUGAAAUCUGAUCCUAUUCAUCAUUUAUUUGAUGUCUACGUUAAAGUUAACAAAGACAAGGAACAAGAAAUAAGGGAAGCUGUACCUGUAACAGAAUCUAUUGAUCACAAAGCUAAACAGUUUUUCAGAAAGAUGGAAUCUGGUGAUGUUGAGGCGCUGAAGCUAUGGCAAACAUUUCGUUCUUUAUCAAUCGAGAAGUACAUUCAAACUUAUUCAAGGUUGAAUAUUCAAUUCGACAUUUAUUCUGGUGAAUCCCAAGUCCCCCGAGAAAUUAUCCAAAGGGCACUAGAAAUGUUUAAAACUAAGAAUUUAUUAGAAGAAUCUGAUGGUGCGACAUUGAUUGAUCUAACAAAGUUCAACAAAAAAUUGGGUAAAACAAUUAUUAAAAAAACAGAUGGUACUACAUUAUACUUAACAAGAGACGUUGGUGCAGCAAUUGAUAGAUAUGAAAAAUAUCAUUUUGAUAAGAUGAUAUACGUAAUUGCAACGCAGCAAGAUUUAUAUGUUUCGCAAUUAUUCGAAACAAUAAAACAGUUAGGUUUUAAAUGGGCAAACAAUUUAGAACAUGUUAAUUUUGGCAUGGUGAAAGGGAUGUCAACGAGAAAAGGGACAGUUGUCUUCUUAGAUAAUAUUCUUGAGGAAGCAAAGCAGAAAGUAUUGGCUACAAUGCAACGUGACCAAGUGAAAUAUUCUCGUGUUGAGCAUCCAGAGAAGAUAGCGGAUAUAAUCGGAGUCAGUGCUGUCAUGAUUCAAGAUAUGCAGUCCAAGAGAAUUAAUAAUUAUGAAUUUGAAUGGAAUCGAAUGUUAUCAUUUGAAGGUGACACUGGUCCAUAUUUGCAAUAUACACAUUCUAGAUUGCAUUCUAUUGCCAAUAAUCAUAUUCAUCUAAACGCAUGUUCCCCCAAUUUUGAUUUAUUAGUAGAAAAUGAGGCAGUAUUAUUAAUUCGUCUUCUGGCACAAUAUCCUGAUGUACUAGUAAAAGCUAUGAGAACUCAAGAACCGUGUACUGUAGUAACCUAUUUAUUCAAAGUAGCGCAUCAGGUAUCAUCGUGUUAUACAACUCUCUGGGUAACAGGUCAACCGCAAAACACCGCGGUGGCUAGGUUAGCCCUAUAUAAUGCUGCCAGACAAGUCAUCAGCAACGGUAUGCGUCUCUUAGGCUUAACACCAGUAAAUAGAAUGUGA